This is a messenger RNA of Nerophis lumbriciformis (worm pipefish), 645 nucleotides long. Lineage: Eukaryota; Metazoa; Chordata; Actinopteri; Syngnathiformes; Syngnathidae. The record is from RefSeq and is a predicted model, not a curated record.
AUGUUGGACCAGUCAGCUGGACAUUCGGAGGAGGUCAAAACAGGGACAACAAUCAUCGCCAUAGAAUUCGAUGGCGGGGUCGUGCUGGGCUCGGACUCGCGGGUGACUGCAGGCCAGUCCGUAGUGAACCGCGUGAUGAACAAACUCUCGCCCCUCCGGCCCAAGAUUUACUCCGCUUUGUCCGGCUCUGCAGCGGACGCUGAGGCCAUGGCCGAUCAUCUCCGAUAUCAGCUACAGCUUCACUGCUUAGAGAUCGAGGAGGAGCCAAGGGUGGGGGCUGUCGCCACUCUGGUCAAGAGCAUCUCGUACAGGUACAGGGACGAAAUGGCGGCUCAUCUCAUCGUGGCCGGCUGGGACCGAAGAGGAGGCGGGCAGGUGUUUUCCACUCUCAGCGGCGCCCUAUUGCGACAACCCUUUGCCGUAGGUGGCUCGGGCAGCCUUUACGUGUACGGCUAUGUGGACGCUGCGUACCGUUCCGGCAUGAGCAGAGAUGAAUGCCAGCAGUUUGUUCUUAACACCCUGGCGUUGGCCAUCAACAGGGAUGGCUCCAGUGGAGGGGUGGCCUACAUCAUCACCAUUGACCAGCACGGUGCGGAGGAAAAGGUGGUGUUGGAGGGUGACUUACCCAACUUCUAUAACAAGUGA